UUGCAUUGCAAUUACAUUCAAUGGUAACUGUUGUUGAUGAACGUCAAAGCGAUUGGGAAAAAGCACCAUUGAGCCAGAGGGAAUCUUCCGCAAGGGACGGCCGCCGUCGGCUUGGCACGACUGCGGCACCUAAGCUGUCGAUGCGAUUACCUACUUUCUUACUACUUAUCUUUGCAACCUUUCUAAUUGGAAGAAUGACAGUUCGGUGCAGUCGUUCAUGCUCGAAUGUAGAGGUCGUCAACGACACUGUACUCAAGGGGAAAUGCAAAGUUUGGAUACAACAUCGAUCACAUGCCGAAGCAAAGCGCUUAACGCUUGGUUGUGAGAAAACGUGGGCUACAGUCAAGCCUGUGAUUAAAGAAUCCUUGAAGAUGCCUCCCAUUGAAAAGGAUCAUUCUUCCGCUGCUAACUUAAUUCUACUGCAUCCUGCUCAUGGAAAAGUCGACCUUCACCUUCCGGUUGGUAGUCCGCGAUUUCAAUCUCAUAUCAAACAGCCUCUCUUUGCAUUUUUCGACGAUCCAGGUAAAACGCAAUGUCCCAUCUUAUCAGCGUUUUUGAAUUUUUUUGUUUGUUCAUUUCUCCCCUAUCUACAUCGAAAAACAGAGACUCGCAUCUUGCUGAAACAGCGCACGAGUAUUCCAGUCAAGCUAACGACGGAACUGUGCUUUCGACGAGACCAGAAAUCAGACGACCCAUAUGUGAUUUUGUAUCGCAUCCUCUCCAACCAGUUUACUAAGGAAGACGUCAAUUCUAUGCGACGUAGCCUUUGUCAAUCAAGUUUCGAGGUAUCGAGCUGGCAGGAAUCACCUAACAAUCAUGAUCGCCUCGCCUCCGCCUAUAGCUUUGUAUUCAAACGCCGAGGCUAAGUAAGGGAGGGGAGGGUGGUUUGAUUGUCUAUCCUUUUGAGCUGGCUCAUGUACAAUUGUAACACAUUAAAUUCGUACAACCUAUGGUAUACAGAACUCUUUCUUAACGUGAUGUUUCCCUUUUUUACAAAGAAAUGUGACGAAAUAAAUAUAAAAAAAAAAAAAGAAGAGGAAGAAGUCC
This is a messenger RNA of Umbelopsis ramanniana AG, 1047 nucleotides long. RefSeq lists its product as uncharacterized. The transcript is spliced from 2 exons. The coding region runs from base 21 to 866 and encodes 281 amino acids. NCBI's taxonomy places the organism in Eukaryota, Fungi, Mucoromycota, Umbelopsidomycetes, Umbelopsidales, Umbelopsidaceae. The record is from RefSeq and is a predicted model, not a curated record.